UACAUAGAAUGAAAGGAACAUGCUGGCAUGGGCUUACAUGAUACUAACUCGUCUGUCCGCCGUGCAGACACAACCAGACACUCUUCCACCCUAGCCUGUCGCUUUGCGGACCACCGCUGCGCCGCCUCCCGGGAUAGGACCACGGCGGGGCCCGUCCAUGCGUCGGACGCGCAGAGGCGAAGGCACCAGAUUGUGUAGACGACGAAAGUCGUGCGCUCGAGCACUUCCUAGGGUGCCCUGUUCAUCCAAUGCAACGGGGAUGUCGACGCUCAGGAUGUCUUGUAACAGAGAACAUCGAAUACUGCACAACUCCGUAAGCGCUACAUCAACUUCAUUGCACCCUCUCCCCGUUGUCCCUGACAGUAUCCUACAUGAUGGCCUCCGGGCCUGCCGCCUCCAUGACCGCCAUCGCGUUGUACGUUGUGCAUUAGUAUUCGCGUGGAUCGAGGAUCUCGCGCAAGCCCAGGCCCCAGGGUCGCGCGAGUUUGAACAGGUACGUGCACUUGUCACGAUGUGUCGUAGCUUCCCAGCUCUGCGGGCUGAGCUUGGUCUGAGUGUCGGUUUCGGACUUGAUAUUGUUGAUGUCGAGGAAAUAGAUGGUGUCGUGGGCGUAGAUGAUGUUUCUGAAAGUCGUGUUUACCAGGUCAGUGUUGUUCGAGUUCGAGAGAGAAUGUGCAGAAAAGAGCUACUUACAUCAUCUUGCACUGUGGGUUUUCCGCCCAAUAUUUAUAAUCCACCCGAAUCUUGGCUUCAACUUCGGUCUGAUACUCAUCAGCCUGAGCAACUGAAGUAGGGGUGAUGGGCAACUAUGUAAUGCACCACACGACUGAAGCAAUUAUUGGGACAGUCACGACUGGAACCGACAUCCAUACCAAAUAAC
Molecule: messenger RNA, 880 nt
Organism: Rhodofomes roseus
Lineage: Eukaryota; Fungi; Basidiomycota; Agaricomycetes; Polyporales; Fomitopsidaceae
Exons: 1
Coding region: 158-793 (211 amino acids)
Source: RefSeq, a predicted model, not a curated record